This is a messenger RNA of Cuscuta epithymum, 2272 nucleotides long. Lineage: Eukaryota; Viridiplantae; Streptophyta; Magnoliopsida; Solanales; Convolvulaceae. The record is from the annotation of a GenBank genome assembly.
GGGAGUUUUGCCAUCCUGAAAAGCUUCCAUUUAUUUUCUGUCAAAAAAAAAAUCACAGGAGUGGCUUUCAGCUUUCUCUCGAUACGCAAAACAUGUUGGCACAGCUGAAGGAAACGUACGCAUGCAUCCCCUCAACUGAACGGGGUCGGGGCAUCCUGAUUUCCGGCGACCACAAGUCCAACUCCAUCCUCUACUGCAAUGGCCGAUCCAUUAUCAUCCGGUACCUUGAUCGCCCGCUCGAGGUCUCCGUCUACGCUGAACACGCUUACCAGACCACCGUCGCCAGAUACUCCCCCAAUGGAGAGUGGAUCGCCUCCGCCGACGUCUCCGGUACCGUCCGGAUCUGGGGCACGCACAACGAUUUUGUUCUCAAGAAGGAGUUCCGUGUCCUCUCGGGUCGGAUAGACGAUCUCCAGUGGUCGCCUGAUGGGAUGCGCAUUGUUGCUUCCGGUGAUGGCAAGGGGAAGUCCUUGGUUCGCGCAUUCAUGUGGGAUUCAGGUUCUAACGUAGGAGAAUUCGAUGGCCACUCAAAGCGAGUGUUAAGUUGUGCAUUUAAGCCAACUAGACCUUUCCGCAUUGCAACAUGUGGAGAGGACUUUUUGGUGAACUUUUAUGAAGGCCCCCCCUUUAAGUUCAAGCAAUCUCACAGGCAUCAUUCUAAUUUUGUGAACUGCUUGCGGUUCUCUCCAGACGGAAACAAGUUAAUUAGUGUCAGCUCUGAUAAAAAGGGCGUACUCUAUGAUGCCAAAACAGGAGAUAAAAUUGGAGAGCUAUCUUCCGAGGAUGGCCAUCAGGGAAGUGUAUAUGCAGUGAGUUGGAGUCCUGAUAGUAAACAGGUGUUAACUGUGUCUGCCGACAAGUCAGCCAAAAUAUGGGACAUAUUUGAUGAUGGAAAUGGGACAGUGAAGAAAACAUUAACUUGUUCUGGUUCGGGUGGAGUUGAGGACAUGCUGGUUGGGUGUCUCUGGCAGAAUGAUCAUCUUGUCACCGUUUCUCUUGGUGGCACUAUUUCAAUUUUCUCUGCAAGCAAUCUGGAUAAAGAUCCUAUUUCUUUUUCUGGACACAUGAAGAACGCCAAUUCAUUAACAGUGCUGAAAAGUGAGCCGAACUUUAUAUUAUCUAGCAGCUAUGAUGGUUUAAUUGUAAAGUGGGUUCAAGGAGUUGGUUAUUGUGGGAAACUAGAGAGGAAGGAAAAUUCUCAAAUCAAAUAUUUGGCUGCUGUUGAUGGAGAAAUCGUUUCAUUUGCAUUUGACAAUAAAAUAUGGAGAGCUUCUCUAUGUGGAGAUCAAUGUUCCAGUGAAAAAACUGUUGACAUUGGGAAUCAACCAAACGACUUGAGCCUCGCUCUUCACUCGCCUGAACUGGCUUUAGUAUCGAUCGAGACAGGAGUUGUUCUCAUUCGUGAGACCCGUGUUGUCUCAACCAUAAACCUCGGAUUUCCCGUGACGGCAUGUGCAAUAUCGCCCGAUGGAACUGAAGCCAUUGUUGGUGCCCAGGACGGUAAAUUACAUAUUUUUUCUGUUUCAGGUGAUACUCUGAAUAAAGAGGAUGUCCUUGAAAAGCACAGGGGAGCAAUUACUGUCGUUCGGUACUCUCCAGAUUUGUCUAUGUUUGCCUCUGGUGAUGUCAACCGAGAGGCUGUUAUCUGGGAUCGUGCUUCUCGUGAGGUAAAACUUAAGAAUAUGUUAUACCAUACUGCUCGGAUAAACUGCUUGGCGUGGUCCCCAGAUAAUAAAAAGGUAGCGACCGGAUCACUAGAUACUUGUGUCAUCAUAUAUGAAGUGAACAAACCCGCCUCCGAUAGAACAACAAUCAAGGGAGCUCAUUUGGGAGGAGUAUAUGGAUUAGCUUUCUUGGAUGACCAUAAUAUUGCAAGCUCUGGGGAAGAUGCAUGUGUCCGUGUUUGGACCCUAACCCCACAGUGACCAAUAUUGCUGGUUUAAAGUGACCAAGAUCAUGGGGACAGUUUGGAAUGUGUUCUUUAUUAGUUUUUCCCCUGAGUUGGCUGCAAUGGUGUCUGUGAAGAAAAAGAAUAUAUCCACGUGAUUACGCGAUUAACUAAAUUAACUUUUUUUAGUUAAUUGCAUACAAUUAAAAGAUUGUGAUCAUUUACUAGAUGACCAUCGAGAUUUUGUUACCACUUUAAGAGUUAUAGAUUAUUGAAUACAAUGAUAUUAAAAAUGUGUAUCUUUGUAUUGAAUUUGGUUGCUUGGUAAUGCAUUUUCUUUGUUAAAUAUGUAGUAUUUGAAAGUAGCUCUAGAAAGGAUCUUUC